This is a messenger RNA of Phytophthora sojae, 6160 nucleotides long. RefSeq lists its product as hypothetical. NCBI's taxonomy places the organism in Eukaryota, Oomycota, Peronosporomycetes, Peronosporales, Peronosporaceae. Gene Ontology annotation, molecular function: molecular adaptor activity. Gene Ontology annotation, biological process: proteasome assembly. Gene Ontology annotation, cellular component: cytoplasm; nucleus. The coding region runs from base 1 to 6093 and encodes 2030 amino acids. The record is from RefSeq and is a predicted model, not a curated record. The transcript is spliced from 3 exons.
AUGGACCUGCAGAAGGAGGUGGAGGCGCUGGACCGCGUGCUGUUCCGCCUGGCGAGCGUGGACGACGAGCGCAUGCUGCAGGUGCUGCAGUCGCUGCUUCCCCAGCUGCUGCCGCUCUUCCCUCGCUCGCUCGCGACGCCGCUGGAGCUGCAGCUCAAGGACAAGAUUCUGCAGGUGGUUUCCCACAUCAAGACGCGGCUGCAGGCGCUGACGCGCCCCGCGCUGCCGCUGGACGCGCUGAGUCAAGUGCUGCAGCAGCCGGAGGUCUCCGUCUUCUCGUACAACCUCGCCCUGCUCUUCAUCGAGCUGGGUUUCGACGCCGCGUCGGCGGAGCAGCGGGCGACGGUCUUGGCUGCAAUCGCCAGGAAGCUCUCCAGCUUUUCCGGCGCGCAGCAGGAGGCGUUCUUCAGGCUGCUGGUGCGCGCGUUGCCUGUCAGCGCUGCCGCUGUUUUUCCGAGCACUGUAGUUGAGGGGGAUCAACAGGGACAAGCGAGUGCGGAGGCGCGAGAUGGAGAUAUUGCGGAAGAGUACGAGAGUGACGCCAAUGUGGACGUGGUGCUGGACUUUUUGCUGGAUCUGGUCCUCUAUGAGCUCCCUUCGUCUGCAAGUGCGGACGCGACGGUUUACGGUCUGAUGACGUCGCGGGUGGAGCGGCUGCAGCGCGCCAAGGUGUCGGAGUUGAGGCGUGAAGCUCUGUAUGAACGGCAGCUGCAUGCCCUGAAGCUGGUGAAGGAAAUGGGGAUCCCCACAAAGCACAAAAUCCCGAUCUACCUCGCUGGUAGUGCGUCCUUCCACCACGCUGUGAAAGCUUUCAGUGAUGAGCAGCUGUCUCGUGUGCUCAAGUACGAAGAAAAGGAAGUGGAAGACGCUGAUGUGAUGCGUCGGCUGAUGACGUUGGUGCUGGGCAGUCAAGUGGCGCAAAGUUCGGGGGCGUUUGAGGGAGCUGAUGCGAUUUUGUUGGCGAACCGCACACGGCUGGCCGAUCCAAGUAUCCUGCAGGCGCUGGCACUACUCUCAGCAUCCGAGGCAGCAACAAAUGUGCUUCCGAUGAUGUUGCAACUGUUGUGCCAGCUGAUGUUUGGUACUGAGCCAUCUCGACCGCCGAAUGUGGACAAUAAGAUUAAGUUGGCGACUGUGCGGUUGUGCCAGUGGACAUUUCACCAUUGCCAACUAGCGUUGCUGGAGGGUUUGCUUGGACCUGUAUUGUUUCCAACUCUGCUACGUCUGCUGAUGAAUCCGCACUCGGAGAGCGAGGCGUCGAGCGCGGAGUUUGUGCGAGAAUUUAGGCAAGGAGUUUACGAAUCCCUGUCGGUACUUGGAACCCGAGCGCCGCGGCUAGUAUCAGCAUCUGAGCAGGUCUUCCAGGUGCUGCUCGUGCGUUGCCUUGCAGAGGAAGAGCACCGUACUGGUGCUGGUGCUAAUGCAUUAAAGGCAUUUACAGCGUUGGCAAGCGCGUACGCGGCAGCAGCAACGUCGGAGGUUCGGGCCAAAGUACAAGACGAGCUUGUUGCACUGCUGAACGGCUCAAAGCUUUACGAACCCACCAAGAACUACGCGCGUGUACGAACUGCAAUUGCUGCCUGGUGUGGGGAAUUAUUGACGUCCACAGCUGCAAUAAACGAUGACAUCACUGUACGCUUUGCUGUGCUGCGCCUAGGGGCUUCCCCGGACGAGGACACCAGGCGUUUAUCGAACAAAGCUUUGUUUGCACAGCCGCUGCCGUCGACGAGUGCGCUGGCAAAAAGUCUGAGAGCAAACUUCCCCCAGAAAGAUCUAAAGAAAAGUAUGCACGAUGUCGGUGCAGCCGAAAGCUGCGUGCGCUUUUGUGUCGAGAUCAUGAAAGCUUCUCGAGAUAAACUCAGUUUGGAGAGCGUAAAUGAUCGGAGGAGUAUCGUGGAGUACAUACUACGCACGCUCCUGACCCCAAUCGAGGACAAGGAUUCUGUAUCUGCAGCUGCUACGUCAGUGUUCGAGGCGGCAGCGAGCGCAGUUGUAGAAGUUUGCGCGUUUGAUCCGGAAAGUGUUAGGGCUGUUCUGGUUGAUCACGUGAUGGAGCUUUACGAUGUUGCGGCAGUCAGCCAAGACCGCACAUUCCUCUCGAACAUUGCGACGAUCGUGACGUGCACAUGUAGCGCUGGGACACUAUCUGUCAGCCAAGUGAUAUCUGAAUUUGUCACGGUUGGAAUGAACAAGCUUCAACCGGAUAGCUCUUCGGAGAAGGAACAAUCAGGCAUACUCUACAUUCUUGGAAGCGCGUUGGGCUACAUUGGCUGUGAUGCAGCCAUGGUGGAAGCUGCUUCUCCAGAGGAAAUGCAGCUGCUGUUGUCGUGCUUUGGAAGAAUGACCGAGCUCCUCGAGAGCAAGGUGAAGGAGAGUUCGAAUUUUGCAUCAUACCCGAGAAGUGAAUUUGCUCAGAAUGAGCACGUGACGUUGCUUCGGAGUGUAAUGGAUGGAGUUGGUUUCGCAGGAACCCUGACGAGGUGUAUGCAGAGCUCUGCGACUACUGUUGCUAGCGAAUGGAAUCGACUCAAGGCCAGGAUGCUUGGCGAAUUGAGGCAUGUGAUUGAGUGGAAGCUGAAGACCGUCCAUUUUGACGAGCAACUGUUGCCCAAGCUGGCAGCCUUAAAGCGUGUCGCAAUCGAAAAUCUCGGCCGCGCGGUGUCUGGUUUACCCGGUACUGGCCUACCUGCAGAGGUGUCUGCUGGUCUUGAAAAGGCCCUGGAAGCUCUUCUUAAUCUCGGAGAUCAAAUUGAUGCUGAGUUGCAGUUCGGCGUAGGCGAAGUCCUGGUUGCACUGGGAGCUCACGAUGCUGAAGAACUAUUCUCACUUGACCGCGACACUAAGUACAAUGGAUUCACUGAGAAUCGGGCAGCCGCCAUUUUCGAGCGUGUGUUGAGCGCUUAUGCAGGCUCCCGACAACCUAAAUAUCGUCGGAAUUCGACGAUAUGGCUCUUGUGCAUGUGCGCUGCUGGACUAGCACCGCCACCCGCGGAAAGUGGCGAAGCGUCGUCAUUGAAGUCUUGGAAGAGCGUUCUGGUAUCUCCUGCCUAUUCUCAAUUGGUACUGGAGGUGCAUGAAUUUUUCGUUACGAUGCUGAACGAUACGAAUGAAAUAUCAAAGGAAAGCGCAGUCAAAGGACUUGCUUAUCUACGACUACAUGCGCCAAAUGGCGAGAUGGGUCUUCAGUUUAGCGAAAGCUUAUUCCGUCGCCUGCGGUGCUUCCGAGCCUUCGCGUCUUCUGCUGACGCCGCCACCGAUGAUGACGAAAAUGCUGCUAGCACCAACAAUGCUACUGCGGGCGGACCAGCUACACCCACUACUGCUUCAUCAUCAUCAUCGUCGUCGUCGUCGUCCAGUUCUACUGUUGAGAAUGCAGCAUACCGUGAGGUCAGUAAUGUUGCAGCUGACGUUGGCGACCCAGAGCUGAUGUAUGCACUGCUGUACCUGAGCACUGCCGAUGCGAUUUGGGAAUCGUUUGCAGUGUCGUCUUCAACAAUUGCCAUUCGCCGACCCGCCAUGUUCUCCUUUGUCAAGGUGGAUAAGUUGUUCCACGCUUCCAUUGUCAACAAAGCUGGUAGUGAGUGGAUGGCCGAGGACUACUCCAGCAAAGCCAAGUUGGUGCCUUGGCUGUUCCUGCUCAAGUUUCAUUCAAACGCUAAGGUGGCGGCAGUCAUGGGCAAUCUGUGGGAGUUCGCGAAAGGAAACACUACGGAUGCCGCUAAAGCAAAGGGGGAGAAGGCUUCUCUCCGACAAAAUGGGUCGCUUCUGUUCCAGUUUGCUUUGGCUCGGCUCGAAAACGCAAGAAAUUUCAAGUACCGCGAAGCCGCGUGCCUCGCUAUUGUUGACCUGCUGAACUGUGCUGAAGCAGAUGACUUACGUGAUGACUUUUUACGAUUGUGGAAGACGGCGUCUCGCGCAGUGGAUGACGUCAUGGAGGCGGUUGCGCUGUCUGGAGUGAAGCUUUACCGCUAUCUAGGCGAGUUAAGCUUGCGUGUGGCGGUAAACGAUGCCGUAUGCCGCUCUCAAUUGUUGGAGUUCUUGAUCCAGGAUGGGAUUGUGAACAAAAACACUAUCUGUCGUGCGCUCAGCAUCGAUGUGUUGCUGCGUCUUGUCAAGACGUUGAAGGCUGAUGAUAUGCAGGACCGCUUGGCACCUCUGAUACUCAAGCUGCUAGAAUAUCUGUCUUCGCUGGAAAUGCCGGAGCUGCAGUACGCGCAGUUCCAUGUGGAGAAGAAAGAUCAGUUGGAGCGCCUGCGGGUUUCAAUCAGUCAGUCAGGACCCGUUGGCCAGCUUCUAGAGUUGGCAACAGCUCGACUGAAGGACCUUGCCGGCUCAGCAGGCUGCGUGACCGUUGUCACGGAGCUUGUUCGUGGUGUAGCCAACCUGCUCAAAUUUGGUGUAGGGCUCAAUACUCGAGUUGGCACCGCCAAUUUCGUGGUAACUCUUGCAGGUGAGCUGCCAUUUGAACUUCGCAAAUGCAGCGGCGCAGAGCUGUUGCUGCGUCGUGUGUUCAUCCCGUAUGUCGGUGCGAAGACUGCUGCAGAAAAUGAUCAGUAUGGAGAUGAAGAAAGUCGAUACGGCGGAGCGAGUGGAGGUGACUCUACUGAAGGUGCUGACUCAACUUUGACCGCAUCGUCAGGUUUGACGGAUGGACUGGUCAUUCAAAGUUACUGUCGAGCUGCUGCGUACUUGUGCCCACUGGUGGACGCAGCUACCGUUCGAGAUUACGUUCGAUCUGGCAUCUUUGCGUUCAACACCUGCAGCAAGCCAGACACCAGCAAAACUCCGAGUCCUUCAUCUUCUCCCCACAGCCAUGGUGACGACGAAGCCAUGACCGAAGAAGGAGAGGAUACCCGGCCAAAAGCACUUCAAGUUUACACAAGCCGGUUUCUUUUAAUCAGCGCGCUGGCAGCAAUGGAGCUCGUGAAGAAAGUCCCACCGAUCGCAGAUGCGGACACAGUGGUGACCAAUGAUCUGCGCAAUACCUGGUACAGCACCAACGUAUUUCCCGCUGCGUUUAUCGGUCAGUUUGCGAUGACGAACGGGCUCAAGAGCACGUGGACAGCUGUGCUGGACGAAUUACCACCGACAGUACUGUAUUCACCUAACUCACUGGAUGCUGCGCUGCGUGCUAUUGCGCUGUUGUUGGCGCAUCCUGCUUGGGAUACACGCCGGCAAGCGGCACGCGCAUUGCAAGCCAUCUUCGCGAGUGCCACGUAUCGCUCAAGGCUGUCACCUGAACAAAUUGAGCGUAUUUGGCAGGAACUGAUUGGCGCCGUUCCUGGUCGCCUUUGGAGAGGCAAGGGUGUGAUUUUGGAGCCAAUUGUCGCUUUGGCGGCCGUCAAACUGGAAAGUGAGACCUCUAACGGGGAGUGGGUGCAAAAGCUAUUGCAGCUGCUUGUCGACGAGUGUGCUCGUGCGUGGAAGAACAACGAUUUGGCAUACCUCGAGAGUGCCAUCAUUAAUCUGGGCAAGUUUUCGGCCUUGAUACCGGCCGAGCAGAAUGAGCUGCGUGCUGCCAGUGUGCUGUCAUUGCGGAGUGCGUUUGCUGAGUGGAUGGCCUACAGCGAAAGAGAUAGAUCGGACUCUGCCAAGUUGUUGCCCCCGCUGCUGAUCAAGUGCGUGUUCGAGGCUCUUGCGCUAAUGUGGCCUCCCGUGACUACUGAUCAAGCAGCGAGCAACAGUAGGUACGCUGAGACGGCUUCAGAGGCAAUAGUUUGGCUUUGUGCCGGUGUGGAAUCACCUCACCUAGCUGCUUGGAGUGUCCGCAAGGCUAUUUUCCAGACAUUGUCUGCAGUUGCGGAUCGAGCUCCAGUCGAGACGCUUGCUGGAGGCAAGAGCGGUGCUGUGGAGCGCAUGGUUGAGACUUGUUGUGGGCCAUUCGGUGUGGCCGACGGAAAGUACUCGAUGGUCCGUGUCGCUGCGGCUGGGGCUUUAACUGCACUGCUUAAGCGAGGAGUCGAUGACGCGAAUGUGGCGUUGAGGUUGGUCGUGCAGCGCGAACGUGUGGCGGCUGCUGUGCAGACACUUUUGGCAAGCGAGGAAGCGUCCGAGCAGCAGGCAGCCUUCAACCUCAAGUCGCAAUUGAACUAGAGCGGUUGUUACAUCUAGGUCUGAAGCGGUCUGUCUGCUACUAACAUUUUGUGAAUCGGUUGCCACG